Molecule: messenger RNA, 1152 nt
Organism: Rhizopus microsporus ATCC 52813
Lineage: Eukaryota; Fungi; Mucoromycota; Mucoromycetes; Mucorales; Rhizopodaceae
Product: Serine/threonine-protein kinase SSN3
Exons: 8
Coding region: 1-1152 (383 amino acids)
Biological process (GO): protein phosphorylation
Cellular component (GO): mediator complex; nucleus
Molecular function (GO): RNA polymerase II CTD heptapeptide repeat kinase activity; cyclin-dependent protein serine/threonine kinase activity; ATP binding
Source: RefSeq, a predicted model, not a curated record
AUGAUAGAUUACAAGAAAAGAAAAGAUGCAAGACGCCCUAAAGUAUUAGACAAGUAUGAAAUUAUUGGUUUCAUCAGCUCUGGUACUUAUGGUCGAGUGUACAAGGCAAGAUCAAGAAACAAAGACGAUCCUCGAGAAUUUGCCAUCAAGAAAUUUAAACCGGAUAGAGAAGGAGAUACUCAUCAUUACGUCGGAAUAUCUCAGUCAGCAUGUCGAGAAAUUGCUUUGUGUCGAGAACUAAGGCAUGAGAAUGUUGUGGCAUUAGAAGAAGUGUUAUUAGAAGAUAAAGCGAUAUUUAUGGUCUUUGAAUAUGCAGAACAUGACUUUUUGCAAAUUAUUCAUCAUCACUUGCAUGCACAAAAGAAACCUAUUCCUGAAAUAGUCGUCAAAUCGCUUCUAUGGCAGCUUAUUAACGGUGUAGCCUAUCUUCAUGCAAAUUGGGUGCUCCAUAGAGAUCUAAAGCCUGCCAACGUCCUGUUGACAAGCGAUGGUGUCGUCAAGACGGCUGAUUUGGGUCUGGCAAGGUUAUUUAAUAAACCCUUAGCGCCUCUUUUUAAUGGCGAUAAGGUUGUGGUGACAAUAUGGUAUCGUGCACCAGAAUUGCUGUUUGGAGCAAGACAUUAUACAAAAGCAGUGGAUAUGUGGGCAGUAGGAUGUAUCUUUGGUGAAUUGCUUGCUUUGAAGCCGAUAUUCAAAGGAGAAGAAGCCAAGAUUGACAAUAAAAAGAGUGUACCGUUUCAACGAAGUCAACUAACUAAAAUAAUUGAAGUCAUGGGAACACCAACAAAGGAAAGAUGGCCAUCAAUAGAUCAAUUGCCGGAUUAUCCACAUUUGGCAUCAUUUCCUCAAUGUCCUAAUAACCUGAAGCAAGUAUACCAAAUGAUGGUGUGUCCUAAAAGUGAAUCAGCUUUCAACUUAUUAUCUGCGUUACUAGAAUAUGAUCCAGCCAAACGAAUCACUGCAGAAAAGGCGUUAAAUCACCCUUAUUUUCAAGAAGAUCCAAAGCCAAUCAUGAAUGUCCUGGCUCAUCAAAAUAUAGAAUAUCCUCUACGCCGAAUCACACACGAAGAUAAUGACAUCAAGUCUGCCAAAGCACCUGCCAAGGAGGAUCUUCAUGCGUCAAGACAAAUGAAGAAGCCAAGAUUGGCUUAA